This is a messenger RNA of Folsomia candida, 1921 nucleotides long. RefSeq names its product 1,25-dihydroxyvitamin D(3) 24-hydroxylase, mitochondrial. Bases 245 to 1789 code for a protein of 514 amino acids. NCBI's taxonomy places the organism in Eukaryota, Metazoa, Arthropoda, Collembola, Entomobryomorpha, Isotomidae. Gene Ontology annotation, molecular function: iron ion binding; monooxygenase activity; heme binding. The transcript is spliced from 8 exons. The record is from RefSeq and is a predicted model, not a curated record.
AUCGUGGCGUAUAAAGUCUCUCUAAAUCAAUAAAUGUGUAUGCAUAACAUUUGCAAAAAUGUACAAAUAUUUCAAAGGAAAAUUACUUAAUACAUUUUUGCAAACUUGCCUACAUUAUCUUUUUCUUCAGUAGAAUUUGCAAAAUUAAAUUUGUAGAUUUUACUAAGUUAUCAAUGACUGUGUGAAUUACUUCUAAAAUUUGUCAUCAAAGAUAAUAAAUAUCGUGAAAUGGUCAAUACAAAAUAUGGAGGCACUUGAACUGCCAGGUUUCUGGAUCCUGCUAAAAAUUUGGACCUGGAUCCGUGACUUUGUUUUAAGUUUAGCUUGCCCAUCUUUGAUUCCGGACACGGAUAAAUUUGGUGCCAAAAUUAAGGCCACGUGGGAAAUUCCUGGACCCACGAUCUGGCGCCCUGUGUUGGGAGAUGCUCUAACCUUGAACAAGUUUGGGGGUCCGGAAAAAUUGUUGGACUACAUUUCCAGUUUACAUGAAAAAUAUGGACCAAUUUUCAAAACAAAACUUGGCCCGCAAAAAUUCGUAUUUAUAAAUCAUCCAGCCCUUUACGAAGAAAUUUUUAGACCUGAACCGAACUAUCCAAUCAGGUUAAAGCUCCCUUCAAGUGAAGCUUUUUAUGAGAAACAUAAAAUCGACAGAGGAAUAUUUUGCAGAGAUGGUAAAGAGUUUUGUCGAGGUCGAACUAUAAUGGCCGAAGUACUCCUUAAGGUGGCUGGUCAAUAUAUGGAAACGUUAUUCGACUCGGUCGACCCGGUAUUGAAGAGGUUAAUGGAUCACUGGACGACCAUGUCAAUGGAAACAAAGGGCGGACAUAUAAGAAAUAUCGAACAGGAUUGUUACGAGUUUUUCAUUGCUGCUAAAAUGACGAUGACUUAUGGUCAACAUUAUGAGACGUUCUUGUCCCAAGCCGGCUCCAGCGUGAAAACUUUGGCCUCUGAAGCGAUAAAAUUGAACGCCGCCACGUUUGACCUUAACACCCACCCGAUUCAAAUAGCGACCGGUUUUGGGCUCAAGGAAUAUGAUGAAUACACCCUGAAAAAUUUAGAAACAGGUCGCAAAUGUAUCGAUAUUGCGUUGGAGACCAUGGCCGCGACUGGCGGGUCGUCGGAAGAAUUUGGGCUUUUGCAUCGAAUAAAAAACGUCUACAACGCAUCUGACGAAGAAAUGAGAGUAUAUUUUACCGAUAUGACUGCGGACAUUAGCGACCAGGUUAGCUUAACCUUCCUCUGGAUACUAUUCUCCUUGGGUAGGAAUCCCGACGUUCAAGAGAAAAUUUUGCAAGAAAUUGAGCAAGUUUGCAGACCCGGGAAAAAUGUGGUGUACAAGGACCUCCAAAAAUUACCAUAUCUCAACACCACUUGUAAAGAAGUCUUCCGCCUCUUUUCCACCGCACAACUAGUUAUUCGAAAGAAUUCUAAUGACGUGGUCCUUGGUGGCUACAACGUUACAGCGGACUAUGCUGUCAUUCUAUCGUCCUUUUCGUCCCAUAAAAACCCCUCAUUCUUUUCUAAUCCGGAAAAAUUCUGGCCUGGCCGAUGGUUGGGGGAGGAGCGGGACGUGGAUACGGGGGAAGUAAAGAGAUCGGAAAAUGCCUAUUACCCCUUCGGCAUGGGGAAAAGAAUGUGUGCCGGAAAACUUUUGGCGUACAAUUUGAUGAAACUCUUUAUCGCAAAGGUCGUGCAGGCUUUCGUGGUGGAGAGUGACGAGGUUCAGAAAAAGCUUAAAAUAAUGCUAUACCCCAAUGGAGACAUGAAUAUUCGGCUCAAAUCGCGUUAAAAUAUAAUAUUGCAGUUUAGAUAUGCCAUGAAAUUAAAUAUAUAAUAUGCAACAAGUGAUAAUAUUGUUAUGUAUCCUUUGCUCGGUUCGAAGAUGAAUGAAUAAAGGUGCAACACGUUCAUUUACGACUAA